AAGGACAAAACAGAAAGUCUGCUCGCUUCGCUCGUUCUUGCGCCUUCCUUCCUUCAAAAGCAAAAGCACUUGUCUCGCCUCCUUCGUCUGCUGUUGUUUAUUUACGCCUUCGCGAUUACUUCAACAAGUUCGAUAAAAUCUAAAUUCAUCAGCCUAGAAGCAGGUGAAGGUUAGCAACAUUUACAAUACAGAUAUAACACUAUAAUCUAAUUGGAACCUUGGAUAAUCAUUGAACUAAGUUGUUAUUUCUAAAAGUGUCGUUUCUGUGAAAGUUCGAUCCAACAAGAUAAAAGCGCGAUGGCAGAUAAAAUAGAAGAGAAGGUAGUUAUGACACCAAAAUGUAAGACAGCGACGUCUACGACACUAGUGGUGGAAAGGAAGGCAGUAGAACCAGAAGCGAGUGAUAAAAUACAUGUAGCUGGUGGAGAUCACACUGGCAUCAUCAUCAACAAAGAAGAAGUCUAUGAAAACGGCGUAACAGAACCAUGUCACGCACAGUUGGAAUUCCGAGUGUACCUGGUAUCCGCAGCCAACGGGUCACACACAAGGGAAGCAAGGGCGCUGAAGUUCUGGUUCAAGCCGCAAAUGCCGCCGAGCGAGCGCCCGCACGAAGCGCAGACAUUCUUCAGGGAACUCGUCAGUCCACAAGAUUUUCCAAAAGAUUAUGUGGGCUUUAUAAAAAAGAUAAUCAAACUAAUGCAACACAAGUAUGACCAGUUGAAACUGCUCGAAAUAGAACUGAGACAAGAAGGGCGUGGGUCGCCACCUCCAGAAGCAAAUGGUGUAAUAUCCAGUAAGGCAAUAAUAUACGACUAUCGUAAUGGGUCCUUUAUGGACGAAAGUGUUGCCAACCAAACGCCAGUAAUAUCGGAACAGAGGGUAUUAGACAUGAUUGAAAAUGCUUACCCUAAUCCUUUGACUAUGGAAGAUUUUGUCACUGCUGGAAAAUGGUCGAAAGCGGAAGUAAAAGAUGCCCUGGAGUCCUUAGAAGAGAAAGGAUUGACGCGUGCCAUGUCCGAAGGGCUUUACAUUCGACAGCAUAGCGUGGAUACACAGGUGGUGAAACAAAUGCCGACGCUAUGUUCAUCCCGUCAGCCGACCAUUGCCAUUAUCACCGCGCUGUACUGUGAGAAGCAGGCAGUGGACGCCAUGAUGGAUAACCAGGAAACCUACGUGCGGUACACAACUGUUGGAGAAUCGAACGUGUACUCUUUGGGUACUAUUGGCGCUCACCGAGUAGUGACCACCAAACUGCCUUCCGUGGGCAGGACGCGCGAGGCGAUGACGGCUGCUGGCAACACCACCACCAGAUUACUCGGCAUCUUCCAGAAGGUGGAGUACGUGUUUCUGGUGGGGGUGGGCGGCGGCGUGCCGCACUACACAGACUACUCGAGGCACGUGCGGCUCGGUGAUGUCGUCGUCUCCACUCCUGCGCCGGACUUGCCCGAUAAAUACGUGUAUGUAUUCUGCGAAAAGGCUGAACGGAAUGCCAAAGGAGGUUGGGACUAUGAAGUAAAGCCAUAUAAGCCAUCAAACUUCCUUCUACAAGACAUCGCAACUCGCCUCGCCAAAUCUCAAGCCCCUUGGGAUUAUUACGUUAGUGAAGGGCUGGAGCGCCUACAAAGCGUGCCGGGCCGCUGGGAGGCGCCAGAGGGCGUCACGGACAAGCUUUGUAUGGACAUCGGCGAGGGCGCCUACAUUGAAGUGUCGCAUCCCGCGCCUCAGGGCGAUCAAACCGACAACCAAUCGGGCAAGUUGCGCGUGCACUGCGCGCCGGUGGCGGGCGGGCGCGCGGUGGCGAGCGCGGGCGCGGGCGCGGGGGAGGCGCGCGCCGCGUUCGCCGCGCGCGCGCGCGCUCGCGCCUACGACUGCGAGCUGGACGCCGUGCUCGACAGCGUCGUCGGCAACAGGAAGGACUGCUUCGUUUCUAUUAGAGGUAUUGCCGACUACCGCGACGGUACCCGCGGCAAGGAGUGGCAACCGCACGCGGCUUUAGUCGCCGCAGCUGUUAUGAAGGCUAUCGUCGCCGCCAUGGACCCGCCUACUGAUUAAACAUCGUUAUAGCCAUAUGCGGUAUUCACCAUAUUUACUAAAUGAAUUACAAAAUGCAGUAAAAAUAUUCGCCGUGAAAAA
Molecule: messenger RNA, 2133 nt
Organism: Plodia interpunctella (Indianmeal moth)
Lineage: Eukaryota; Metazoa; Arthropoda; Insecta; Lepidoptera; Pyralidae
Exons: 14
Coding region: 298-2052 (584 amino acids)
Biological process (GO): nucleoside metabolic process
Molecular function (GO): catalytic activity
Source: RefSeq, a predicted model, not a curated record